Molecule: messenger RNA, 1131 nt
Organism: Fusarium venenatum
Lineage: Eukaryota; Fungi; Ascomycota; Sordariomycetes; Hypocreales; Nectriaceae
Source: RefSeq, a predicted model, not a curated record
AUGCCCGCCUCUCCCUUUCAGACAGAAGCUUGGAUAGAGUACGGCCUCGGUACUCUGAUCCUUCUUCUUCGUUACUUUGCAAGAUGGAAAACAGUUGGUUUCAAAGGAUGGCAAGGAGAUGACUACUUUGCUGUUGCUUCGUUAUUCUUUUGGACAGCCGAGUUGGUUAUGCUGGAACUAAUCGGUCAAUCUGGAACCAACAUCGACGUUACCGACGAGAUGGGUGCCAACUUGACAGCCGCAGAAAUUGCCAAGCGAGAAUUCGGCUCAAAGUGUCUCCUUGCAGGAUGGAACUUUUAUGUUACUCUCAUCUUUUGCUUAAAGGGAGUCAUGCUUUGUCUAUACAGUCGCAUGACGUUUGGCCUUUGGCAGAGAAAGUUUGUCAUCUGGACACAGAUCGGUACCAUCAUCUCUUAUCUCAGUGUCAUUGCUGCGAUUUGGGGCCAUUGCACUCCUGUUCAUAAGAACUGGCAGGUCUAUCCCAACCCAGGUGAUUCUUGCACACUCGCUGUUGCUAAUUACCUUACCCUGGUCGUGUUCAAUGUUGUAACCGAUGUCUUUAUCGUUUCUAUCCCCGUUCCUCUAUUGUGGGCAGUCAAGCUCAGCAUCAAGCGAAAGUUGUUGAUUGGAGUUCUCCUUUGUUCCGGUAUCUUUAUCAUUGUCGCAACAAUUCUUCGCUGCGUCUUCUCUCUGCGGGAUAUUCAGGGUAUCAACACGUCGACCAUCUGGGCCAUCCGAGAGACCUUCGUCGCCAUCAUCGCUGUCAACGCCGCCGCAAUCAAACCCCUCUUCUCCGCCUCCAAAUGGCUCGUCUCUAGUAAGGGCAGUAGCCGCGACAAGGGAGGCAGCAGCUACGUCCACAAGCACGGCCACGCUCUGGCGACCAUCGGAGGCUCUGGCAUCUCAGGCGGCAUCUCUUCGAACCGACCCAACAAAUCAAAGUACAUGACACAACUCGACGAUAACUCGAGCGAGGAGCACAUCGUCGGCAAGUCCGAGUUUAUGGGUUACAGCAACAAGGGUGAAGUUCAAGCUGGAAGCACGAUGAGCGGGCGCGGCGACACUCGGGACGGUAUCAUGGUCACUCGAACAUACGAGGUAUCACCUGCGAAGUCGACAUUGGAUGUUUAA